Messenger RNA from Plasmodium vivax (malaria parasite P. vivax), 7275 nucleotides. RefSeq names its product carbamoyl phosphate synthetase II, putative. Gene Ontology annotation, molecular function: ATP binding; metal ion binding. Bases 697 to 7275 code for a protein of 2192 amino acids. Gene Ontology annotation, biological process: L-arginine biosynthetic process. Gene Ontology annotation, cellular component: carbamoyl-phosphate synthase complex; cytoplasm. The record is from RefSeq and is a predicted model, not a curated record. NCBI's taxonomy places the organism in Eukaryota, Apicomplexa, Aconoidasida, Haemosporida, Plasmodiidae. The transcript has 2 exons.
AAAGCAAAACGGAUGAAAAAAAAGGAAAGUGACAGGGGCAAAAAAAUAUUUUUUUUUUUCGCACGUUAUAGGCAUCUACAUACGCAUAAACUCGCCACGAAAUGAGUUUAUAAAAAAAAAAGUUAUCAAAAGCGUCAUAUAAAUAGUGCAAAACUGUACAGAGCUGUACAAAAUUGUACAAAGAAGUACACGUAGAUGCAAGGGUCAACAGCCCCUCAUAUAUAUAAUGUAUAUGUAUGUAUGGAUGUAUGCAUAUGUAUGUUUAUAUAUAUAUAUAACUCCUGUGAAGGAUUAGAAAAAAUAUAUAUAAAACGAAACCCGCAGCAGAGCACAAGAUGACAAAAAAAUAAAGCAAACAGGGAGAAAAGCACAGAACAGAUUUCAAUUAUAGCUGCUCUUUGCUCCCACAGAGCCGUGCUCUUUUAAGCAUAUCAUUUUUAACUCUGUUUUUUCUUUACCCUGUUAUGAAAAAAAAAAAAAAAAAACUCGUUUGCUUUGCAUCUUAUUUUUAUUUUUCUUAAUGUACUGCUUUCAUAUACUUCACUUUUUUAAUUAUGUAAAUAUGAACAUGUAUGGGCUAAAACAAUUUGUCAGUAGUUCACGUUUUGCAAAAUCAGCAGAAUCUCACUUCAUACUUUAACACCUUGUUCCCCUUUUUUUUUUUUUCCUUAUCUUUUUAAUUCCCUUUUCAACAAAAUGAUGAGCACUGAAUUCUGGCCGGACUAUGAUUACAAAACCGUGGGGAAGCUCAUUCUCGAAGAUGACACCGAGUUUGUAGGAUACAGUGUUGGGUACGAAGGGUGCAAAGAGGAAGAGAAAGCUGCUCCAAAGAGGGAAGCCAUAAAAGGAAGCAAUUCCCACCAAGUGCUCGAAAAAAAAGAGUACCUGAAGGAGGAUGUGCUUUUUAAAAAUAGUAAAAUUGAAAAUGAAGAUUAUAUAGUAACGGGAGAAGUUAUAUUCAACACGGCGAUGGUGGGGUACCCGGAAGCUUUAACGGACCCGAGUUACUUUGGACAGAUACUCGUGUUGACAUUCCCAUCAAUUGGAAAUUAUGGAGUGGAAAAAGUACAUCACGAUAAUUUCGGAUUGGUGAAAAAUUUCGAAAGCAAUAAAAUCCAAAUACAAGGGUUAGUAAUAUGUGAGUAUACCAAAAAAUCGUACCACUACAAUUCGUGCAUAACGCUAAGUGAGUGGCUCAAAUUGUAUAAAGUGCCCUGCAUAGGGGGUAUAGAUACCAGGGCGUUAACAAAAAUAUUGAGGGAGAAGGGAAGCAUGCUAGGGAAAAUUGUGAUUUAUAAAAAUGCGAAAAAUGUAAAUAAGCUAUAUAAAGAAAUAAGCUUAUUUGACCCAGGGCAGAUCGACACCAUCAAGUAUGUCUGUAAUCACUACAUUCGAGUUAUCAAAUUGGGGAGGGUAAAUUAUUACAACAAUUGUAAAGGUAAGGAAGAUUCCAAAGGGGCAAAUGAUGUGAAUGAUUAUUCCCCGGAAGAAGAAGAAAAUGGUAGUAGUAGCCUCACAAAUGGCAAUGGCUAUAAUUACCAAAGUGUUUCUUCUUUCGAAAAAAUGGACUUUAACAAAAAUUCAAAUCAGCAUUCGUUACUAAGGGGUAGGAUGAACCUUUUAACCUCAUCAGAGGAGAAUGUGGACCAUUGUAGUGGAUACCAGGAGUAUAGCACCAAUGGGGGGAAGAAGGAUGCCUUUUUUAACCUACGUGGUGCGUGCGAAUAUGAUAAGUAUUUGAUAGACUUGGAGGAAAAUUCCUCCUUCCACGAUGGAAAUGUGGACCAGUAUGGCCACUACGAUGUGGAGUUGAGUCUGCAGAGGGGUGGACUCAGCGAAGGGGGCAACGAGACAUGUACCGCUAGUAUAAGCGAUGAGGGGAGUGCCCCCCAGAUGGAGGCAACGUUCAACCUCAAUAACGACUACUCCACGUACGUAAAAAAAAAAAUGAACAAGGGGGAAUUUCUCAGUCUGGUGAACAAGAGAAAAUCCGAUGCGGAAAAAAUUAUCGUCAUAGUCGAUUGCGGAAUUAAAAACAGUAUAAUAAAGAACCUAAUGAAAAAUGGCAAAGACUUACCUUUGACGUAUAUCAUUGUUCCGUACUACUACGACUAUAACAGCAUCGAUUAUGAUGCAGUUUUACUGUCCAACGGUCCGGGGGACCCCAAAAAAUGUGACUUUUUGAUCGAAACAUUGAAGAAGAGCUUACAAAAGAAUAAUCUCAUAUUUGGCAUUUGCCUAGGCAAUCAGCUAUUGGGAAUUUCCCUCGGGUGCGAGACGUACAAAAUGAAGUACGGGAAUAGAGGGGUAAACCAACCCGUUAUCCAACUGGUAGAUAACAAAUGUUACAUAACGUCGCAAAAUCAUGGGUACUGUUUGAAGAAGAAAAGUAUUUUGAAAAGAAAGGAGCUAGCCAUUAGCUACGUCAACGCUAAUGACAAAUCGGUAGAAGGCAUUACCCACAAAAAUGGAAGAUUCUACAGUGUCCAGUUUCACCCUGAGGGGAAUAACGGACCAGAAGAUACUUCCUUCCUUUUUAAAAAUUUCCUCAUAGAUAUGUUCAACAAAAAAAGAGAAUUUAGAGAACAUAUCGGACAUAACAUAAUUUACAUAAAAAAAAAAGUGCUUCUCUUGGGUAGUGGUGGAUUAUGUAUAGGCCAAGCAGGAGAGUUUGACUACUCAGGCACCCAGGCCAUCAAAAGUUUGAAAGAGUGUGGCAUCUAUGUAAUUUUAGUGAACCCCAAUAUUGCCACGGUGCAAACGUCCAAGGGGCUAGCCGAUAAGGUAUAUUUUCUACCCGUCAACUGCGAAUUUGUGGAAAAAAUUAUCAAAAAGGAAAAACCCGACUUCAUUUUGUGCACCUUUGGUGGGCAAACCGCCCUGAACUGUGCACUCAUGUUGGAGCAGAAAAAAGUUUUAAAAAAAAAUAAUUGCUUAGCUCUGGGGACAUCCCUAGAAUCCAUUUUGAUAACAGAAAAUAGGAGCAUGUUCGCAGAAAAGCUUCGAGAAAUUAAUGAAAUUAUAGCACCGUAUGGAAGUGCUAGAAAUGUAGAACAAGCCAUUGAAGUGGCCAACAAAAUUGGGUACCCCAUCUUAGUGCGCACGACGUUCUCCCUAGGAGGACUGAACAGUAGCUUCAUAAAUAACGAAGAGGAGUUAAUCAAAAAGUGCAAAGAGAUUUUCCUGCAAACGGAUAAUGAAAUAUUUAUCGACAAGUCAUUAAAGGGGUGGAAAGAAAUAGAGUACGAAUUGUUAAGAGAUAACAAAAAUAACUGUAUAGCAAUUUGUAAUAUGGAAAAUAUAGACCCGUUAGGUAUCCACACAGGAGACAGCAUCGUCGUCGCUCCUUCGCAGACGCUGAGUAACUAUGAAUAUUAUAAGUUCCGCGAAAUUGCCCUCAAGGUUAUCACCCACUUGAACAUCAUUGGGGAAUGUAACAUCCAAUUCGGUAUUAACCCCAAAACGGGGGAGUACUGCAUUAUCGAGGUGAAUGCCAGACUGAGCAGAAGUUCCGCUUUGGCCUCGAAGGCUACAGGGUAUCCUUUAGCGUACAUAUCUGCGAAAAUAGCUCUUGGGUACGAUUUGAUUAGCUUAAAAAAUAGCAUCACGAAGAAAACCACUGCUUGUUUUGAGCCCUCCCUUGAUUACAUCACGACAAAAAUUCCAAGGUGGGACUUGAACAAAUUUGAGUUUGCCUCCAAAACGAUGAAUAGCAGUAUGAAAAGUGUAGGUGAAGUUAUGUCUAUAGGUAGGACCUUUGAAGAAUCUAUACAGAAAUCGCUCAGAUGUAUCGAUGAUAACUACCUCGGGUUCAGCAACACGUAUUGCAUCGAUUGGGAUGAAGCCAAAAUUGUGGAUGAGUUGAAGAACCCCUCUCCAAAAAGGAUAGAUGCAAUUCACCAGGCUUUUCAUUUGAACAUCCCUAUGGAAAAAAUCCACGAACUGACCCAUAUAGAGUACUGGUUUUUGCACAAGUUUUACAACAUUUUUAACCUGCAGAAUAGGCUCAAAACGUUAUCGUUGGAGCAGCUCUCCUUUUAUGACUUGAAAUAUUUUAAGAAGCACGGAUUUAGCGACAAGCAAAUCGCUCAUUAUUUGUCCUUUAACAAUCCGAAGGUUACAGAAGCGACUGUGAUGAGGUACCGAGAGAGUUUAGGCCUACAUCCGCACAUAAAAGUUAUCGACACUUUGUCUGCCGAGUUCCCAGCGUUGACUAACUAUUUGUAUUUGACUUACCAAGGUGUGGAGCAUGACGUGUUGCCGCUAAACAUGAAGAGGAAGAAGAAGUUGCCUGCAGAGGGUACCGGGAAGAAGGCGAAUAGGGCAGGAAAACUUGUGCACCCUCAUAUGGCUACUGAGAUGCAGGAGAAGGAAGCGGUUAAGCAGCUGCAGAUGGGGUGCGAUCAGAAUGGAUAUAGUGAGACCUUAGGAAACGAUGUAGAUGUGACUGUCAUGAGUACAAAGGUGGAGGGAGCAGUAGGGAAGCAAGUCCAGAUGGUGGGUUCAUCCCCCCUAGGAGGUUCUAAGGAGGGUCCCCUCUUCUCCGCUGAGGGGGCACAAAUGAAUGUGCAUGCGAGUCCCUCCAAUCAGAUGCUUAGCAAAGACGGGAAGGAGGAAAAGAGCAUAGGGUCGGACGAAACGAAUGUAUUCAGUGUGAAAAAUUGCACAAAUAAUGUUACCUUCCCCAACGGUUCGCACAUCGCGGGGGGUGCCAUGAAGAAUAACGGCAUGCAAAGUACCACAGAAGCGGGGCAAAACAGCAAAGAGGCCAAAGAGUCCAGCGCAAAUAACACAAGCAAAGAGGGGUGCAGUAAGAAAGUGCCCAAUAGGGAAGUACUGAUGAACCACAGAAUGGACGACAUUUCGAAUAGAAGCUCGCACUCGACGAAUGACCAGUUGUAUUUGGAAAACUUUAACACUUCGGAUGAAGAAAUGACGAACAAAAAUGGAGACGCGCACUACCUGUCUAAGAAGAAAAGGAAUUUCUCAGAUAGUAAGGGCGCAGGAAAUCUGUACUAUCUGGUAGACUCCGUAUACAAUAAUGAAUACAAAAUGAGCAAAAUGAAGGAGUUAAUUAAUAGCGAAAAUACGGACAGUAAUGACAGUGUACAGUGUGAGCAGCGUGGCUUUGUGGUGAAAUCCGGACAAGUGGGAAGACGAUUUGGGGCAACCCCCGCGGCUGAAGAUUCCCUUCCGAUGCACGUCCCGCACUAUGCUGGUCGUAAGACCAACGUGGGUAAUGCAGAAAGUGGAAAAGGGGACAGUUUACCACAUCACGAAAUCGAAAGGGAAAGAAGCAAAGGAAGGAGUAGCAGCAAAAAAAGGGAAACCAAACUGAACAGCAGUGGCAUAAACUUUGAUGAUGGGAACAGCGACUGCUUCUCCGAACUGUCGUACCUGCGCAAUUGCACCAAAUCAAGUGAUGCAGAAAAUGACGACAUUGAUGAUGAUGAUGCAUAUUACAAUGGGGGGGAUGACGUGUACACGUGCAGCACAGAUAACGGCAUGUUCGAUGACUACGCAGAAUCGCACAACACCUUCUCCUCGAAGGAGUCAGAAGGAUCGUCCGUAUAUUCCGAAAAUGAAAAUAUCUUUAACGAAAAAUUUAACGAUAUAGGCUUUAAGAUAAUUCAUGAUAGGAAUGAAAAGGAGAAGGAAAAGAAAAAAUGUUUUAUUGUGUUAGGAUGUGGGUGCUAUCGAAUUGGGAGUUCCGUCGAAUUUGACUGGAGUGCUAUCCAUUGUGUGAAAACCAUUAGGAAGUUAAACCACAAGGCAAUCCUCAUAAACUGCAACCCAGAAACGGUCAGUACAGACUACGACGAAAGUGAUAGACUAUACUUUGAUGAAAUUACUACAGAAGUUAUCAAAUUUAUUUACAGUUUUGAAAAGAGCCACGGGGUUAUAAUAGCAUUCGGAGGGCAGACAUCCAACAACUUGGUCUUCAGCUUGUACAAAAAUAGUGUUAACAUUUUGGGGACCAGUGCAAAGAGUGUAGAUUGCUGUGAAAAUAGAAACAAAUUUUCCAACCUUUGUGAUUCUCUCAAAAUCGAUCAACCUAAGUGGAACAAAUUUACCAAACUUUCCAAAGCUAUACAAUUUGCCAAUGAGGUAAAGUUCCCCGUUUUGGUGAGACCAUCUUAUGUCCUCUCCGGUGCCGCCAUGAGAGUUGUAAACUGUUUUGAAGAAUUAAAAAAUUUUCUCAUGAAAGCUGCAAUCGUUAGUAAGGACAACCCGGUUGUCAUUUCUAAAUUUAUUGAAAAUGCGAAAGAAAUAGAAAUUGACUGUGUGAGCAAAAAUGGGAAAAUUAUCAACUAUGCCAUUUCGGAGCAUGUCGAAAAUGCAGGUGUCCAUUCGGGAGAUGCCACUUUGAUACUCCCUGCGCAGAAUAUUUACGUAGAAACUCACAGAAAAAUAAAAAAAAUUUCGGAGAAAAUUUCCAAAUCGUUGAACAUUUCUGGACCGUUUAACAUUCAGUUCAUUUGCCACCAGAAUGAAAUAAAAAUUAUCGAAUGUAACUUGAGGGCGUCUCGAACCUUUCCCUUCAUAUCCAAAGCCCUAAAUUUGAACUUCAUCGAUUUAGCUACCCGAAUUUUAAUGGGUUAUGACGUGAAGCCAAUUAAUAUAUCCCUCAUAGAUUUAGAAUACACUGCUGUGAAAUCCCCUAUAUUUUCCUUCAACCGACUGCACGGAUCUGAUUGCAUCCUCGGUGUAGAAAUGAAGUCCACCGGGGAAGUGGCAUGCUUUGGUCUCAACAAAUACGAAGCUUUGCUAAAGUCUUUGAUAGCCACUGGCAUGAAACUGCCCAAAAAAUCCAUCCUCAUAAGUAUUAAAAAUUUGAACAACAAGCUAGCCUUUGAAGAACCUUUCCAGCUGCUCUUCCUAAUGGGCUUUACCAUCUACGCAACGGAAGGAACGUACGAUUUUUAUUCGAAAUUUCUGGAAUCCUUUAACGUUACAAAGGCGUCCAAAUUUCACCAGAGACUCAUCCGAGUGCAUAACAAGAGCUCCGAAAAUCUGAUGCCCAACAUUACCGACUUGAUUAUGAACCACAAGGUCGAAAUGGUCAUCAACAUUACGGACACGCUCAAAACGAAGGUCAGCUCCAACGGGUAUAAGAUAAGGCGCCUGGCUUCGGACUUCCAGGUGCCCCUGAUAACGAACAUGAAGCUGUCCUCGCUGUUCAUAGACUCCCUGUACCGCAAGUUCUCGCGCAGGAAGGAGAAGAAGCCCUUCUACACCAUCAAGAGCUACGACGAGUACAUCAGUUUGGUGUAG